CAAUGGCGCUGAUCCAGACUCCAAACGACAACUGACUCUGAAUGUACCCAUUCAGAUUUUGAACAAUUUCCGAAAAAAUACAUGGAGACAGAGAUUCAGUCCUGGAGCGUUGAAGAUAAGGAACGUUUCCAAGCACUUGAGGCCCGGUUCUUUGUACAAGAUUUUGGAAAGAUAUGGAAACCGUUGCAAGAUGCAGGUUGGACCUACCAAGUCUCCAAUGGAUCCUACAUAUCCCCGCCACCAUUCAACUAUGCCUGUGCAACGGCGCAGCAUGUCUGUGAUCUCUUAAACGAGACAGUGGUAUUGGAAGUCUACAGUAAUUUGCAAAGUAGUAGUUUAUCUGGACUUGGCAGGAACGAGGAAGAAGCUGGCAGUCUAACUGCGGAGGAGCUUGCUCAACUUCGCAAACAAGCAAUUUACUACUACUUCCUAAAGCGUAGAGCUUCAAAAUCAAAGCUUAAAGACAAUGGAGGAGAAGGAGACCCUUCCGUCGAAAAAGACUCCAAAGACAAAGACACGUGUACCGCCGUUGGUCAUGAGAAGAGUUUUCGCGGGGAAUCCCCGAUCCCAAAAGGACGACAUUCACUCCGAGUAUCAAGUCGCGCAACAGCCGUAGACCUCCCUCAUUCAUCCGCGACAACACUGGAAAAGGGAUCCAAUCUCUAUUUGCACAAGAAUUCCAAAAGAACUCGCCAGGCACAGCAACGGUCUGCGUUACGAACCGCAGCAACUCAGGAUGACGCUGCAGUACCUUUGAUUCGACCUAGUCUCGAUGAAUGUGCGGCGUUGAUAUCUUCCUACCCUAUAUCUGAAGUAGAGGAUACGGAGAAUUCUCUUCAGGAAAGGUUUCCGGAAUGGCGGUUUUUACUGUCUACCAACCAUUCCCUUUUGUUCUACGGGGCAGGGUCGAAACGGAAUCUCAUGAAUGAAUUCGCGCGGCGGGAGCUGGACAAGGAAGGGUACGUGGUGAUUAUCGACAGCACCGACCCGGACGUCAACAUUAAUGCCGUGUUGGAUUUGUUGGUGACUCUUUUCUGCAGCGGCACUGAACCACGGCCCAUGUCCGCUAUUCCUUUGGACAAUACACCAGAAGUGCCAGUCGUGGGACGGUCCAAUCCUUGGAAGGCCCCACCGUUGGUGGAACGGGCCAUUGCGAUUGGGCGAGCAUUGGCCAGAUAUGCUACGAUUGGCGAUAAUCCCACGUAUACGCCUAUCUUUCUCGUGUUUUACAAUAUGGAUGCGGGAGGCAUGGCAACUCGCAUAGCGCAAGACGCUUUGGCUUCAUUGAUCGUCAACAGCACCGUCGCGAAUGGGAUUCAGUCCGUCCGAGUGAUCGCCAGCGUUGACCUGGUCGAUGCACCAUGGCAAAUGUGGUCGUCAUCGACCGCCGCCAAUUUUUCAUGGUUUCAUCAGGAAGUCCACACCCACCGUCCGUAUGUAGAGGAACUGACUACACUUCGAGACCAAGAGGCACGGCAAUUAGAUAAACGUUCAAACGGUAAGAAAAGUAGCUUUUUCACAAACGAGACGACAUCACAAGCGUCGAGCGAUCGAAUCUUGCGGGUAUUACAAAAUCUGGCCCCCCGACAUGCCGAAGUGGUACAAAUACUUGCUAGACUUCAACUCGACAGCAACCAGGAUUGGAUCGAAUAUCGUGAUUUUUGCAACGCUUGCAAAAAGGCGUGUGUGAUUGCCAAAGACUCUCAGUUGCGCGCCUUUUUAUCGGAGUUAACGGACCAUGAGUUGAUCGCAAUGAACACGACUGCAAAUGCGAACAGGAAAACGGUGCGGGUGCCGCAUCCACGAGCGCAACUACAAGAAAUCUUGGCUAUGCCACGUAAACAUUGA
Molecule: messenger RNA, 1848 nt
Organism: Phaeodactylum tricornutum CCAP 1055/1
Lineage: Eukaryota; Bacillariophyta; Bacillariophyceae; Surirellales; Neidiaceae
Exons: 1
Coding region: 82-1848 (588 amino acids)
Biological process (GO): DNA replication
Cellular component (GO): nuclear origin of replication recognition complex; nucleus
Molecular function (GO): DNA replication origin binding
Source: RefSeq, a predicted model, not a curated record